AUGAUCUCCAUGGCCAUGAGAAACAGGGAAGAAAGUGUUAAAGGCUUAAUGAUGCUUAAGCUUUUCGUUAGAAAGAUACAAAGGGGUCUCAUGCAUUCAGCAUCUAAAGGAUCUAGUCUAAAUGCCAACAAGUUAAAAGAAGAGAUAGAGGCUGCAAAAAUGGUUCCAGAAGAUGUGAAGCAAGGACAUUUUGCAGUAAUUGCAAUGAAGGGUGCAGAACCAAAGAGGUUUGUUGUGGAGUUAGACCACCUUACUAAUCCAGCAUUCGUGAAAUUACUGGAGCAAGCUGAAGAGGAAUAUGGAUUCCAGCAGAAGGGAGUUCUUGCCGUCCCUUGUCAACCUGAAGAAUUACAGAUGAUUCUAAGUUAA
This is a messenger RNA of Hevea brasiliensis (rubber tree), 369 nucleotides long. RefSeq names its product protein SMALL AUXIN UP-REGULATED RNA 12-like. The transcript has a single exon. The record is from RefSeq and is a predicted model, not a curated record. Bases 1 to 369 code for a protein of 122 amino acids. Lineage: Eukaryota; Viridiplantae; Streptophyta; Magnoliopsida; Malpighiales; Euphorbiaceae. Gene Ontology annotation, biological process: response to auxin.